Messenger RNA from Dipodomys ordii (Ord's kangaroo rat), 1281 nucleotides. RefSeq lists its product as uncharacterized. The record is from RefSeq and is a predicted model, not a curated record. Gene Ontology annotation, molecular function: cytokine activity. The transcript has 8 exons. NCBI's taxonomy places the organism in Eukaryota, Metazoa, Chordata, Mammalia, Rodentia, Heteromyidae. Gene Ontology annotation, biological process: immune response. Bases 102 to 1250 code for a protein of 382 amino acids.
GCUUGGGAGCUGGUGGCAACAGACACGCUGGAGAGCCGGCUGGAGGGGAGGCAGCGUCCCUGAGCGGACAUCGAGGGCCUGGUGGCCCGAGCCCCAUCACGAUGACCAGCUGCCCGGCGGUCCCUGGCUGCUGUUCCCGGGUGCUCGGGGUGCUCCUGCUGCUGGCCGCCUCACUGAACACUCAGAGCGGAAGUCGGGAUGACCCCGUGUGCACCGAGGGCGUGGUCUCCGUGGCCAGGGGUCAGCGCGCGGUGAUGACCUGCAACCUCUCCAACCCAAUCACCCACAUCACCAUCCAGCUGAGCACCCAUGGGGUGAACAGGACCGUCUUCAGUGAGGACACCCCUGGGCACUUCUCCCGGGGCGAGUGGCAGCUCCAGGUCCAGGGGGGCCAGGCCCAGCUGGUGGUCAGGGCCGCCCAGGACAACCACGCCGGGCUGUACCUGUGGCAUUUGUAUGGACACCAGAGAAACAGCAGAGUCAUCAUACUACAUGUUACAGGGCGCAUUCCAAGAACCGAUGUCUGGAGCUCGGGACCCCUAAGCCAGUCCCUCCAGCCCACGAUGCCCACCCGACACCAGGCCACACCCAGCCGCGUAGCCAGGGUGCUGGGGGUCCUCCUGAUCCUGGACGCAGCCAGGAGUGCACAGAACGAACGCUGGGACGACCCCGUGUGCACCGAGGGCGUGGUCUCCGUGUCCAGGGGUCAGCGCGCCGUGAUGACCUGCAACAUCUCCAACCCCUUCACCCGCAUCGCCGUCAGCCUGAGCGCCCCCGGGGCCGACGGGACCCUCUUCCGCGUGGAGCCCUCCGCAGGCCGCUCCCGCGUCUCCCGGGACGGCUGGCAGCUCCUGGUCCAGGGGGGCCGGGCCCAGCUGGUGGUGGAGUCCGCGCAGGACCGCCACGCCGGGCUGUACUCCUGGCGUCUGCGUGGACACCAGACGAACCUCAGACAGGUCUACCUGAACGUGUCGUGGACGGACGGGACUGGAGAGCCCCAAGACCCGCAGCUGGCUGCAGGCCUAGGACUGGCCCUGUCCUCCAGGGUCCGCCCGGAGGCACCCACCUGGCCCAGGUCCCGGGGAGGGGCGCUGGCCUCCGUCCUCAUGCUGGGCAUCACCGGGCUCUGCCUCCUCUCAUGGUACAGGACCUGCCAUUCCCGGAAGUGCCAGCAGGUACCCUCUGGCGACGGGCGUGCAUCCCGCGCUGACUGGAGGUGGACAUGCGGUGCCAUUGUGUGUGGACGCUGAGUUUUCUGAAAUACAGUGGUUCUGUGAGUCC